Messenger RNA from Exophiala aquamarina CBS 119918, 1188 nucleotides. RefSeq lists its product as uncharacterized. The transcript is spliced from 2 exons. NCBI's taxonomy places the organism in Eukaryota, Fungi, Ascomycota, Eurotiomycetes, Chaetothyriales, Herpotrichiellaceae. The record is from RefSeq and is a predicted model, not a curated record. The coding region runs from base 1 to 1188 and encodes 395 amino acids.
AUGGCGUUGCUCACACUUUCUCGCGGCGCCGUCGCCGCCUUGAUCGGCCUUGGGUUCGCAUCUCUCCAUCUCUUCGGCGAGUCCAACACACUGUUCCCAACGAUCGUUGAGCAUCGAGACAAGCAUCUCCUUCCGACACAUAACACAUGGACCACAAAAUCGUUUCCGACGAGUUUUACCGGCUAUGAUUCGCCAGAUAGCUUGCUUUCAACGCUGCUCGUCUUCUUCUGGCCCAUAGUUGAUGGCGAGAACCCUGCUGCCAGCUUGAUCGGCUUCGUCUUUGGCGCCCAAGGCGUCGCGUUUUGGACCGUGAUGGUACUCGAGGGAUUGAGGAAUAUGAACAGUGGGCGAGUAGUCUCCUUCACGACGGCCUGGGGCCUUCUCAUCCAGGUGGUUGGCUUAGCCGUGAUAGGACCAGUCUACCUGACUCUUUAUCUCUUCACCUCGCCACUAAUUAUUUCGGCGAAAGCUCUCACGCCGUCAGAUUUGGCGAUCCCCGAGGGCCUCCUGACGGGGAUUCCAUUUGGGACGAUCAUUGGCCUGAUUCUACCGACAGUCCUGAUGUCGCUUCCUGCACCGAGCAUGCUAUCCGUUUCCUCUAAGAUCACCGCCAUCUUGGUUUGGCAGCCCUUCCCACUCUGGGUGACCGUGUACACGUUCAUCUGGAAGGCAGUGUUCUGGCCAACGAUCACUUAUCAAAGCGAGGCCGAUGCCCUCGCCAAUCAGCUACCACUGCUCCGCCACGUCUACAAGUUCGCGCUGGCCAUCAGUGUGCCAGCUCAUCUCGCAACGAUGACGCUCUCACUCUGCGCAGGCGUCUUCUGUCCUGGCAUGUUCACUGUGUUUGCACAAAGCGAGCUCAACCCACUCAGCGUAUUUAUUCCGCCUAACCCGUUCUCCGACACCAAAGCCGCCACCGUCGCCGAGGGUGCCAAGUGGUUCCUUCAGUAUGACUAUAGUAUUUUCGCAACAGCAUUCCUCAUCUGGGCUCUCGCGAGCCGCUAUGCUAAACCCGUGGCAGGCGCGAGCCACGGCGACUCGAACUCUAUCGGCAUCGGCACGGUGUUGGACCUUGUUGGCAGAGUCGCCCUGCUUGGUCCGUUUGCCACGGCUUUGACCCUCAUCUGGGACCGCGACGAGGCCGUCUUUGCUGGAGCAAGUGCCGUUUCCGCAAAGAAGAGCGCAUAG